Molecule: messenger RNA, 9027 nt
Organism: Antechinus flavipes (yellow-footed antechinus)
Lineage: Eukaryota; Metazoa; Chordata; Mammalia; Dasyuromorphia; Dasyuridae
Gene: TMEM167A
Product: transmembrane protein 167A
Exons: 3
Coding region: 5770-7077 (435 amino acids)
Biological process (GO): intracellular transport; protein secretion
Source: RefSeq, a predicted model, not a curated record
UUCAGAGGUCUUGGUUGGGAUGCUGAGGCUGGGUUGCGGGCGGUGGGCCGGAGUAACCCUGGGAUGAGGGAGAAACGGGAUAUGGGAUAGGCUUCGGUUCACAGACGGAGAAAUCCGGCUGCGAAGAAAGCGACCGGCAGGCAGAUAGCGGGGAGCCAGUACUACAAUCUCACGGGACGAAGGGUUUCUGGAAAGGGUAGAAAAGAGGGGUCCGAGAAACCGGGGGAAAGGAGAAAAAGACGAAAAUAAGUUACCUCCGCCCUCCACCCCAUCCCCAGCUAAAGUCUGCCAUUUUCAACUUUCAGAGCCUACUGACAGUAAUCUUGCUGCUUAUAUGUACCUGUGCAUAUAUCCGAUCCUUGGCUCCUAGCGUCUUGGACAAAAAUAAAACUGGACUGUUGGGUAUAUUUUGGAAGUGUGCCAGAAUUGGUAAGUAUCUUUUUUGUUUCCCACCAAUCCUUCAGCUGGAAGUUAUUUAUCAACCUUGUUUAUAUUUUAUAUAUACACAUAAAUCAGCUUUAAAAGCACAGGCUUCCCAAUUUGGUGCUAUUCAGUAAAAAUUUGCAAAUAUUCAUAAAAUUCUUUCUCAGUUGGCAUUUAAAAGUAUACUGCACAAUGCUGACUAACAUUUCACUUAUAGAGUUGGUGAGCCUCAUUUUUUCUAACUCAACUCUCUCAACUAUAAAGCAUUAAUUAUUAUGGAGAGGUAGAUUCAGACAUUUAUAGUUUAUUAUUUUCUGUAAUUUAUUUCAUAUUGCAUACUAUUUUGAAUUACCAUUCUUAUGCUUAUGGAAUAUUGGUUUUCUAUCACUCUACAGUGAAACAUUAAGGGGGAAAAGUAGAAAAUAUUCAGUAGUAUGUCAACCAAAUCUCAUGUUUUCAUAGAGUUGCUGUUUCUCAUUGAGUGAACUUUUUUUUUUCAUUUCUUAAAUAGAGUUUAAUAGUUUCAAAGUUUACAAAUUUAGAUUAUUUUUCUUAAAAUGAAGAAAAUAUAUUCAUUAAAAGGGAUGAUCAGUUCUAAUUUUUGCAUUGUUUUUUGAAGUAUGAUUGUACCAUUAGGCUAAAUACUAAUGCUACUGACUAUUCCUUUACUUGUCAUUGCUUUACAAAAUUUCUGCAUUUCAUAAUCAUAAGAAAUAUAUUCAGAAAUAUCCGUUGCAUUUACAUAUAGCUCCAUUUUCCUGAAAGUCAUUGAUACAAUAAUUUUCUCCUUUCUUUUAUUUUUCCUAGAUUUAGAUUUUUCUUAAAAAAAAAAAAAAAAAAAAAAAAGCUUAACUGAAACUUGAAUUCAUAUGUAAACUUUGAAUUAAAGCUUUAAAGUAGAUUGCAGACUCCUUAAGGUAUUUUCCUCACUUAAAAUGCCAUGAUUUUGACUGUAUCUAGUUUUGAUUCCUAACAUGGAAGAUAUAGAACACUUGGAGACAGUUGAACAUUAAAAAUAAAAACUUAGAAAAUGUUCAUUAAAAGGUUGUUUAAUAUCUAGCCUUAGGAAAAAAAGCUUUUAAUUGAUAUAAAUUUGAAGAUAGUUAUGAUAUGAAAGAUAGUAACCAACUGUUUAUUCUUAGACUGAAAAUUGAAUGACAGUUUACUUUUUUCAACAUCUACAGUUUUUGUUAGACAAACUAAAAACAUCAUUGACUGUAAUCAAAAGGAGAUAGAAAAUGUUAAGAAAUAUUCUCAUGGGAACAUAGAAUAGUUUAUCUCUCAGACUUGUGGAGGAGAAAGAAAUUUGUGACCAAAGAUGAACUAGAGACCAUUACUGAUCACAGAAUAGAAAAUUUCGAUUACAUCAAAUUAAAAAGCCUUUGUACAAAUAAAACUAAUGCAAACAAGAUUAGAAGGGAAGCAACAAACUGGGAAAACAUUUUCACAGUUAAAGGUUCUGAUAAAGGCCUCAUUUCCAAAAUAUAUAGAGAACUGACUCAAAUUUAUAAGAAAUCAAGCCAUUCUCCAAUUGAUAAAUGGUCAAAGGAUAUGAACAGACAAUUUUCAGAGGAUGAGAUUGAAACUAUUACCACUCAUAUGAAAGAGUGUUCCAAAUCAUUAUUGAUCAGAGAAAUGCAAAUUAAGACAACUCUGAGAUACCACUACACACCUGUCAGAUUGGCUAAGAUGACAGGAAAAAAUAAUGAUGAAUGUUGGAGGGGAUGCGGGAAAACGGGGACACUAAUGCAUUGUUGGUGGAGUUGUGAACGAAUCCAACCAUUCUGGAGAGCAAUCUGGAAUUAUGCCCAAAAAAUUAUCAAAUUGUGCAUACCCUUUGACCCAGCAGUGUUUCUAUUGGGCUUAUAUCCCAAAGAAAUACUAAAGAAGGGAAAGGGACCUGUAUGUGCCAAAAUGUUUGUAGCAGCCCUGUUUGUAGUGGCUAGAAACUGGAAAAUGAAUGGAUGCCCAUCAAUUGGAGAAUGGCUGGGUAAAUUGUGGUAUAUGAAUGUUAUGGAAUAUUAUUGUUCUGUAAGAAAUGACCAGCAGGAUGAAUACAGAGAGGACUGGCGAGACUUACAUGAACUGAUGCUAAGUGAAAUGAGCAGAACCAGGAGAUCAUUAUACACUUCGACAACGAUGUUGUAUGAGGACAUAUUUUGAUGGAAGUGGAUUUCUUUGACAAAGAGACCUGAGUUUCAAUUGAUAAAUGACGGACAAAAACAGCUACACCCAAAGAAAGAACACUGGGAAACGAAUGUAAACUAUCUGCAUUUUUGUUUUUCUUCCCAGGUUAUUUAUACCUUCUGAAUCCAAUUCUCCCUAAGCAACAAGAGAACUGUUCGGUUCUGCAAACAUAUAUUGUAUCUAGGUUAUACUGCAACAUAUCCAACAUAUAAAGGACUGCUUGCCAUCUAGGGGAGGGGGUGGAGGGAGGGAAAAAAAAAAUCGGAACAGAAACGAGUGUCAAUAUAAAGUAAUUAUUAAAAAAAAUAAAUAAAUAAAGUAUAUAAUAUUAAAAAAAAAAAAAAGAAUUAGAAGCUAUGUGAGAGGGGUAGGAAGAAAGAAGUGGGGUCUAUGGGAUGGGACUAGUUACUCCUGGAAUUUCUUCUUAAGAUACUAAGAACCUGAUUGAUACAUGGAGAUAUAUGAUCUUAAUAAAUUUUGUUCAACAUAAAAAAAAAAAAAAAAAAAAAGAAAUAUUCUCAUGGUUAUGACUUUAAAAGCCAAAGUUUACUUAUAGCAAAGCCAAAGAAGCUUAGGAGAAAAGAAGGUGAAAAGAAAAACAGAAAAGGAUAAAGGUAAACAAAAUGUUUUCAAACACACUAUCUUAGGACAAGAGAGAGAAAAGCAGCUGGAGCAUAGCAGCAACCUAAAUUCAUUCUCUGUAAGGGCACAAGGAGCCAUAGAUAUCCAAAUGCGUCUAAUGAUUGUAUCAGUAUAUAUAAUAAUAAUAAUCAGUGUUUUCAAUAGUAAUUAAUCUUGAUUACCAAGAAAAUGCUUAAUUGUGGUCAAUAGAUUCUGUUUACAAAAUCAGAAAAUUAUAUUGUUUCCAAAUGUUUCCCAAUAUAUCCCACCCCUCCAUGCCUUGUUAGAAUGCUUUCUUCUUAAAAAACAGUUAAAAUCAACCAUCAAUUCCUGUAUUUGAUAGCAUGUAUAGCAUCCAGUAUCCAUACUUCUUCAUCUGCUCUCCAAAUCCAACAUAAAUCAUUUCACUUGAGUUAAAACUAUGUUUUAGUCACUUUGUCAUUCAAUUUUACUCAUUGCAUGUCCUUGUCUGAUUCUUCUUUCCAUACUGUGUACCAGUUCAUGCAUAUCCUCCCAUUUUUUCUCUCUUAAUUUCUUAUGUACAUUGUUUAUUGCAGCAUAAUAAUAUUCUAUUACUUUCAUAUGUUGCCAUUUGGUUAGUCUUUCUCUUAUUGAGUUUUUGCUUUAUUUCCAGUUAUUUGCUACCACAAAAAUUUCUGUUUGGAGCAUUUUGCUAUUUGUGGGACAUUGCUUUCCUAUCAUUGGCCUAAAAAGAUUUUUCAAGUUUUAUUGGAAUAUAAGAUCCUUGUAAGCAGGGAUUAUUGCAUUUUCCUUGUAUCUUUGAUGAUGCUUAAUAAAAUGCUUGGCAUAGCAUUGAGAUAAUGGAUCCAUGAACUAUUCCAUGUUAAUUUUAAAACAUCCAAUAUAUAACUUUUGUUCUAUUGUAAUCUUCAGCUGUUUAUCUUAAUUUUCUCACCCCAUCUUUUAUAUAUAUCUAUAGAGAGAGAGAGAUAUAGAGAUAUAGAAGUAUAUAAAUAUAUAUAAUUUUUAGCUAUGGAGAGUUGAUGUAGUAUAAUGAAAAGUAAACUGUAUUUGUUGUGUGAAGGCCAGAAUUUGGAUUCCACCUUAGUCCAUUAGCCAUGUGACACAUCAUAAUUCUACCUUUUUGUGACUCAGAAGUAUCAUCUUUAAAAUGGGUGUAAUAAUAUUUGCAGUCUUAAAAGAUUGUUAUGAGAGGAAAGUGUUCCAUAAAUGUUACAGUGUGGUGCUGCAUUAAUAUGUUACUGCUUUCUUUUUUUUUUUUUUUUUUUUGGACUAUAUUGUCACCUUUACUUAAUAUUUGACACUGUGGAAUUUCAACAGUUUUCACAAAAUGAUUUAGAAAUGGCAAUACCAAAAUUUUAUUUCCUCAGAGAUGUCUUCUCUACACUCAGAAUAUACACACACAAACAAGGAAACUUUUAAGUGAGAGAAUGCACAGUCCAGAUCAUCUUCUCAUCUUACACAUCAUAUUACAACUGUUUUACAUUCACUUUGCACAGACCUAAAAUCAGACGAGUGGUAACAUGCUUACCAAGUUCAGCUAAAAGAUGUUUAACUCUACCACAUGGCAGUCUCUUUUAAGAAAAUUAAAAGCAGAAAAAUGAAACCCAUACGUAAAUUAUAAUGUUCAGAAUUGGAGGAGGAGGAUAAGAACUUCCUCAAAAAUUAAUUUCCAACAGAUGGAAAAUUGCAGACAAUAUUAAUUUCCUCAGUUAUUUGAGGUUUAACAAAACUUUGUACCAGAUGACGCUAUCUUGCCAUAACGACAUAGUGUGACACUUGCUUUGGGGAUCUAUUAGUGAAAUCUGCAUAAGUAUUGCAUGUUUCUGAAAAUGCUGGACAUAAUACUUUUUUGGAGGAAGUUUUCAGUUAAUCAGUAGGAUUGCAAACUUUCUGCCUUAAUCAAUGAUCCCAAAAGGUAAGCUCAAUUAAAUAAUGUCAGACUAAGAAACUUGUUUCUUCCGCAGCCACCCACUCCUCUUUCUCUACUCCCUUCAAAAAAAACCCCAAAAAGGGUUUUGAUUCGGCAAACCUAGAAACUUCUCUCGUAUUUUGUGAAUGUGUACGUUAAGCAAAAGCAGAUAUGUUUGUUCAAUUUAUAGUCUGGAGGAAGUAAAGUUUAUUCAGGAUAUUUUUGUGAAUGGCCUAAGGAAUUUUAAUCUAUUAGAUGACAGUUCACAGGAACAGCACUAAGUUGAACUUUGUAAAGGAGAAAAGGAUGUUUUGAAUAUUGAAUAAGUCAUUUUAUAAAUUUAAAAAAGUUAAUGAAGUUUUGAAGAGAUUGCACCAUGUACUUUGUACUAUGGAAGAUACCAUUUAAUGUCUCUUAAUUUCAGUUUCUUGAGUAAUUUUCAGGGAUAAGAUAAGUUUCUCUCUUUAAAAGUUCAGAUUGAACCUUUCCCAGUAAGAUCUGGAGUGAAGCAAGGUUGCCCACUAUCACCAUUAUUAUUUAAUAUCGUAUUAGAAACACUAGCCUCGGCAAUAAGAGUCGAGAAAGAUAUAAAAGGAAUUAGAGUAGGCAAUGAGGAAACCAAACUAUCACUCUUUGCAGAUGAUAUGAUGGUAUACCUAGAGAACCCCAGAGAUUCUACCAAAAAGCUAUUGGAAAUAAUUCAUAAUUUUAGCAAAGUAGCUGGCUACAAAAUAAAUCCCCAUAAAUCCUCAGCAUUUUUAUACAUCACCAACAAAACCCAACAGCAAGAGAUACAAAGAGAAAUUCCAUUCAGAAUAACUGUUGAUACCAUAAAAUAUUUGGGAAUCUAUCUACCAAAGGAAAGUCAGGAAUUAUAUGAGCAAAAUUAUAAAAAAGUCUCCACACAAAUAAAGUCAGACUUAAAUAAUUGGAAAAAUAUUAAGUGCUCUUGGAUCGGCCGAGCGAACAUAAUAAAGAUGACAAUACUCCCUAAACUAAUAUAUUUAUUUAGUGCUAUACCAAUCAGACUUCCAAGAAAAUAUUUUAUUGAUCUAGAAAAAAUAACAACAAAAUUCAUAUGGAACAAUAAAAAGUCGAGAAUCUCAAGGGAAUUAAUGAAAGAAAAAUCAAAUGAAGGGGGCCUAGCUGUACCUGAUCUAAAAUUAUAUUAUAAAGCAGCAGUCACCAAAACCAUUUGGUAUUGGCUAAGAAAUAGAUUAGUGGAUCAGUGGAAAAGGCUAGGCUCACAAGACAGAAUAGUCAAUUAUAGCAAUCUAGUGUUUGACAAACCCAAAGCCCCUAACUUCUGGGAAAAGAAUUCAUUAUUUGAUAAAAACUGCUGGGAUAAUUGGAAAUUAGUAUGGCAGAAAUUAGGCAUGGACCCACACUUAACACCAUAUACCAAGAUAAGAUCAAAAUGGGUCUAUGACCUAGGCAUAAAGAACGAGAUUAUAAAUAAAUUAGAGGAACAUAGAAUAGUUUAUCUCUCAGACUUGUGGAGGAGAAAGAAAUUUGUGACCAAAGAUGAACUAGAGACCAUUACUGAUCACAAAAUAGAAAAUUUUGAUUACAUCAAAUUAAAAAGCCUUUGUACAAAUAAAACUAAUGCAAACAAGAUUAGAAGGGAAGCAACAAACUGGGAAAACAUCUUCACAGUUAAAGGUUCUGAUAAAGGCCUCAUUUCCAAAAUAUAUAGAGAACUGACUCAAAUUUAUAAGAAAUCAAGCCAUUCUCCAAUUGAUAAAUGGUCAAAGGAUAUGAACAGACAAUUUUCAGAGGAUGAAAUUGAAACUAUUACCACUCAUAUGAAAGAGUGUUCCAAAUCAUUAUUGAUCAGAGAAAUGCAAAUUAAGACAACUCUGAGAUACCACUACACACCUGUCAGAUUGGCUAAGAUGACAGGAAAAAAUAAUGAUGAAUGUUGGAGGGGAUGCGGGAAAACUGGGAACUAAUGCAUUGUUGGUGGAGCUGUGAACGAAUCCAACCAUUCUGGAGAGCAAUCUGGAAUUAUGCCCAAAAAAUUAUCAAACUCUGCAUACCCUUUGAUCCAGCAGUGUUUCUAUUGGGCUUAUAUCCCAAAGAAAUACUAAAGAAGGGAAAGGGACCUGUAUGUGCCAAAAUGUUUGUAGCAGCCCUGUUUGUAGUGGCUAGAAACUGGAAAAUGAAUGGAUACCCAUCAAUUGGAGAAUGGCUGGGUAAAUUGUGGUAUAUGAAUGUUAUGGAAUAUUAUUGUUCUGUAAGAAAUGACCAGCAGGAUGAAUACAGAGAGGACUGGCGAGACUUACAUGAACUGAUGCUAAGUGAAAUGAGCAGAACCAGGAGAUCAUUAUACACUUCGACAACAAUAUUGUAUGAGGACAUAUUUUGAUGGAAGUGGAUUUCUUUGACAAAGAGACCUGAGUUUCAAUUGAUAAAUGACGGACAAAAGCAGCUACACCCAAAGAAAGAACACUGGGAAACGAAUGUGAACUAUCUGCAUUUUUGUUUUUCUUCCUGGGUCAUUUAUACCUUCUGAAUCCAAUUCUCCCUAUGCAACAAGAGAACUGUUCGGUUCUGCAAACAUAUAUUGUAUCUAGGAUAUACUGCAACAUAUCCAACAUAUAAAGGACUGCUUGCCAUCUAGGGGAGGGGGUGGAGGGAGGGAGGGGAAAAAAAAAUCGGAACAGAAACGAGUGUCAAUAUAAAGUAAUUAUUAAAUAAAAAAUUAAAAAAAAAAAGUUCAGAUUGUUCUACAGACCAACAAGCACUAUUAAGAUACUCUCUGAAGUAGCUCAGAGCCAGGUAAUUAUGGAAGAAAUUGGUGGGAAAACCAGACUGCUUAACUCAGUUAAGAAAGUUUUUAUCUCUGAUUGGUAAAAAUUAAUCAUGGCAACGUUAGGUCAGGAAUAUGCAAGAACAACCCCAAAACAACAAGCAUAUGAACAUGUCUUAAAUACUGGAGUUCUAGAUACUUAUUUGCUCAAAGAUGGUCUUCAAGGUAUUUUAGGUAUAGAAAUGUAAUAGUAAUGGACAGAAAUUCUUAUUUCUAAGAUUAAAUUUUAUGUCUUUUUUGCAUUUUCAUUUUUGAGCUUGUCUUCAAACCCAUUACUAAAAAUGUUGUUUAAUUGACUACUUUCCUGCUUAUCAUCACAUAUAUAUGCUUAUAUUCUCCUGUGAAUAAUCACUGUCUACCAUGAAGUCAUUCAUAUUUUAAAAAUACUUUUACUACUGUAUUGAUUUCUCCUUCUAUCUUAAUAUUAGAUUUUUUUCUGGUAUUAUUUAGAACACACAUUUAGCUUCUUUAUCAACUAAUUUAGUGGUUUCAUCUUUCUUGUUUAUCUUCCACCUUGUGCUCGCUCCACUGCAGUUCUUUGUGCCUCUUCCUAGCCAUCAAAAACUGUAAUAUGAUAGAUUAUGAAUUUUCAGGACUUCCGAUAUUUUUUAAAAGCACCAUGUACAGUAAGAAAUAAUUCUUAUAAGUUUAAAAUUAAAGAUAAAAUUGUUUUAAUAGAAUUCAUGCUUGAUUAUAUAGUAUUUGUGUAUGAAUAGUGGCUACUAUAUUGUACUUGAAGAAUCAAAAGGCCUGAAGUGGAAUCCAGCUUCCCUUCGUAGAAUUUAAUUAACCCUUAGUCAUUUAAUCACUUUCAGGCUCAGUUGUUCUCAUUAACAUCUCUUACCUCACAGGAUUAUAAGAAACAGAUGAGAUAACACAGGCAAACUUUAAAAUUUUAUACAAAUACUAACUACUGUUUUAGGCAUCCAUUGUUUUCAUGUGCUUUUAUGCUUUGAUUCUCCAGCUAAAGGAUAAGUAUCUUCCAAUUUUGUACUGCUUCUCCAUAGUGCUUAUUACAGAUAUACGCCCAUGUUAUGCACUCAGUAAAUGCAUAUUGAAUCAAAGAAAAUAAAUGGCUUUUUUUUUUUUC